AACAAAAUUGCUAAAAUGUCCCAGGUGCAUGACAAUGAAACUUCUGAAGAUAGGGUUGUGGGAAUCCUGUCCAGGUUGCCGCCGAAAUCUCUGAUGCGAUUUAAAUGCAUACGCAAGUCUUGGAGUGCUCUCAUUAAUAGUCCAAGUUUUGUGGCCAUACAGCUUAGCAAUUCCGUUGACAACAAGCUCUUAUCCUCCACUUGCAUCCUUCUCAAUCGUUCUCAAGCGCACGUUUUCCCAGACCAAAGUUGGAAACAAGAAGUUUUCUGGUCCUUGAUUAAUCUUUCCAUUGACAGUGAUGAGCACAACCUUCAUUAUGAUGUUGAGGACCUACAUAUACUGUUUCCAUUGGAAGAUCAUGAUUACGUUCUGAUUCUCGGUUAUUGCAAUGGGAUUGUUUGUGUAACAGCAGGGAAAAAUAUUCUUUUAUGCAAUCCUACAACGAGGGAAUUCAGGCAACUUCCCGAUUCAUGCCUUCUUCUACCUUCCCCUCCCAAGGGAAAAUUUGAAUUGGAAACAACCUUUCGAGCAUUGGGAUUUGGCUAUGAUUGCAAAGCUAAUGAAUACAAGGUUGUGCAAAUUAUAGAAAAUUGUGAGUAUUCAAAUGAUGAGCACACAUAUUAUCAUCGUAUUACUCUUCCUCACACGACUGAGGUAUAUACUACGGUUGCUAACUCUUGGAAAGAGAUUAAGAUUGAUGUAUCAAGUAAAACCUAUUCUUGUUCUUGUCCAGUGUACUUGAAGGGAUUUUGUUUUUGGUAUGCAACGGAUGGCGAGGGGUAUAUACUUUCAUUUGAUUUAGGAGAUGAGAUAUUUCAUAGAAUACAAUUGCCUUCUAGGAGAGAAUCUGGUUUUAAUUUUUAUUAUAUUUUUCUUUGUAAUGAAUCCCUUGCUUCUUUUUGCUCUCAUUUCGAUCGAAGUGAGAACUCUCAAUCAUGUGAAAUAUGGGUAAUGGAUGACUAUGACGGAGUUAAAAGUUCAUGGACAAAACUACUAACCAUUGGACCAUUACAAGGCAUUAAGAAGCCAUUGGCAUUUUGGAAAAAUGACGAGCUUCUUAUGGUUACCUCCGAUAGAAGAGCCACCACUUAUAAUUCUAGUAUUCGACGUUUCAAUUAUCUUCAUAUUCCUCCUAUUUUCAAUAGAGUUGUUGAUUUCGAAGCUCUUAUUUACAUGAAAAGUAUUGUUCCACUUAAGUGA
This is a messenger RNA of Pyrus x bretschneideri (Chinese white pear), 1200 nucleotides long. Its product is annotated as F-box/kelch-repeat protein At3g23880-like. Bases 16 to 1200 code for a protein of 394 amino acids. The record is from RefSeq and is a predicted model, not a curated record. The transcript has a single exon. NCBI's taxonomy places the organism in Eukaryota, Viridiplantae, Streptophyta, Magnoliopsida, Rosales, Rosaceae. Gene Ontology annotation, molecular function: protein binding.